This is a messenger RNA of Balaenoptera musculus (blue whale), 4404 nucleotides long. RefSeq names its product katanin regulatory subunit B1 like 1 (gene KATNBL1). Gene Ontology annotation, molecular function: microtubule binding. The transcript is spliced from 10 exons. Bases 190 to 1104 code for a protein of 304 amino acids. Gene Ontology annotation, cellular component: nucleolus. NCBI's taxonomy places the organism in Eukaryota, Metazoa, Chordata, Mammalia, Artiodactyla, Balaenopteridae. The record is from RefSeq and is a predicted model, not a curated record.
GGGCGGAGCCUCCGAGACGCCCUAGAGGGAGGUAUCCCGGCGGGCCGCGCGUGCGGCCGCGUUUGAAUGGCCCUGAGUGGGCUCGGCAGGGGAUCCAAGGGAUAGUCUGGGCGGCCGGGGCGCAGUCGGUCAGCGCCUGGGCUAGGCGGAGGCGCCGCGGUACCAUGAGGCGCCGGUAUUUAAGAGAUUAUGGCAUCUGAAACCCACAAUGUUAAAAAACGCAGCUUUUGUAAUAAUAUUGAAGAUCAUUUCAUUGAUGUUCCUAGAAAAAGGAUCUCUAAUUUCACUAAUAAGAACAUGAAGGAGGUUAAGAAAUCUCCAAAACAGUUGGCUGCUUACAUAACUAGAACAGUUGGACAAGCUGUGAAAAGCCCAGAUAAACUACGUAAGGUGAUCUAUCACAGAAAGAAAGUUCAUCAUCCUUUUCAAAAUCCUUGCCACAGAAAAAAGCAGUCCCCCAGCAGCGGGGGCUGUGACAUGGCAAAUAAAGAGAACGAGCUGGCUUGUGCAGGCCGCCUCCCUGAGCAAGUGCGGCAGGGUAGUCGACCGUAUCUGGUUAGCCCCAGUGAUUCUGGUUCUUCACAGACAGAAAGCCCAUCCUCAAAAUAUAGUGGGUUUUUUUCUGAGGUUUCUCAGGACCAUGAAACAAUGACACAGGUUUUGUUCAGCAGGAAUUUGAGAUUGAAUGUAGCUUUAACUUUCUGGAGAAAGAGAAGUAUAAGUGAACUUGUAGCUUAUUUGGUGAGGAUAGAAGACCUUGGAGUUGUGGUGGAUUGCCUUCCUGUGCUCACCAAUAGUUUACAGGAGGAAAAACAAUACAUCUCACUUGGCUGCUGUGUAGACUUGUUGCCUCUAGUAAAGUCACUACUUAAAAGCAAAUUUGAAGAAUAUAUAAUAGUUGGUUUAAACUGGCUUCAAGCAGUCAUAAAAAGGUGGUGGUCAGAACUAUCAUCCAAAACAGAAAUUAUAAAUGAUGGAAAUAUUCAGAUUUUAAAACAACAAUUAAGUGGAUUGUGGGAACAGGAAAACCAUCUUACUUUGGUUCCAGGAUAUACUGGUAAUAUAGCCAAGGAUGUAGAUGCUUAUUUAUUACAGUUGCAUUGAGAGACUUCAUCUACUAAAUAGCAUUUGGUUAUUCAAAACAUCCCUGGACUAUAUGAUUUCCCAAAAAAAUGUCUCAACUGAGAACUGUGAACUGUGGAAGAAAUCAAAACCAUUUUUUCCUUUAAAAAGCCACAUAAUGAAACCACUAAUGAAACGCUAAGGAUCUACUUCACAUUGAAGUGGAAAAAUAUCCAAAAGGAGCAGCUUCAACUUCAAUGAGGUGAAAGUGCACUAUGAAGAUUGUUCACCUUUGCUGCAGUUUGGGAUUUAUAUGGUUAUUUGGUAACAUUGUUUAAGAACUACUGGGUCUUAAUGUAAUCCUGCAUAAGAAUAUAAUUUAUACUAUGUGAAAAAUAAGACAGGACUUAUUACUAGGAACUAUAAAGACCAAUCAUCAUUACUUUUUUUAAGAUUGUGUUUUAUAAGAAAACACUUAAAUGUGUGCAGCUACUAUUUUCUUAUGUUGGAAAGACUUUGAAAGUUUAAACCAUCAUAGCAAAUAAUCAAUACUAAAAGUUUUUUGUUCACACUGAGAUACUGUGUAUGCAGAAUGCCUUAAUUAUUAAUAAGCCAAUGUGUAUGAUACCAAUAUCUGUUUAAGAAAAUUAAAACCAACCAUGCUUCUGGCAUGAUAAAAUCAUGGAAUUAAAUCAGGGGUUUCCAUUCAUGUAGAAUGUUGUUGUUAAAACUUAUUCCACACCAUUCUUAAAACUUGAGAAUAUUUUUAGUAUCUCUGAUUUUUUUUUUUUGCCAGAAUCAUGUCAUGUGUGUACGUGUUAUUCCCAUACAUAAGAAAAAGGUGAAUAUGUAUUUGUAUGAAUGCUUAACUGGAAAUGUCCAUGGAGUUGGCUAAUUUAUAUUCACUUUUUAUUGUAUAUAGAUUUCUAAUAUUUUCAGUUCUGUAUCAUUUAAGUUUUCUUCAUCUGAGUAAAUUCACUAAAUAUUUCUAUUUUUUGCUUUUUUAAAUUCUGAUUUUAUAUGAAUUCUGAUUUUUUUCACUACAUAUGUUUAAAGAAUUGCAUACAAUGCUUUAGAAUUGUUUACACUUAGUGCUGACGUUGUAUUUUAAAUUCCAACACUUUACUACCUCCUCCAAAGGUUGGUAUGAAAUGCCAGCAGACUGUAUGAGGUCUUUUUUUUUUUAAUACCAUUCUUAGUAUCAGUGAAUGUCUUAACAUUCUGGAAUGUCUUAACAGCUGUAUGCAUUAUCUUGAAAGUGGCUGGGGUUAAAUGCCACUCUUGGUGGUUCAUACAUCAUCUCAUCUUUAAUAAGCCUGAGAGGCGUCUGAGCAAAAAUUUUGAGUAAUUGAAUUUCUGUGCAGUAAUCCUUCAAGCACUUGAAUGUAAAUCUUUAGCAUUUAUCCAAUUAGCCACUACUGAUAUGAAUCCAAAACAAGCAUCUUUCUUGCUUUAAAAAAUGUUAUUUUUUCACUGAGUUCUAUUUUUGUGUAGCUAUAUUUUAUAUAGCUAUUUAUUCCUUACAGUGAACAUCAAUUGUAGUAACUGGUUAUUCUCUAAAGUUUUUAGAUUAGAAUAAUUUCAGAUUACUGCACUUCUGAGUUUUGAGAGUUGAGUUAUUUAAGAAGUCAUUUUUCAGGAGAUGGGAAUUUGAAUUGUAAACCUGCGUCAUCUCUGUGAAACCUUAAGAUCGUGAAAUACAACCCUUCUUUGUUCCUAUUCCUUUUAGUUUGCACUCUCUUAUCUAACAGUUUCAACCAGUCAACGCAGUUGGUGCAUGGUGCUAAUGAGGUUAAGGACAAGAGUUCAAUCCUUUUAGGUGUUUGUUAACUGUACACACAUACACAGAACUAUUCAUGGCUACAGAUUGCACCUUCUCUUAGGUGUCCAUCUCACAGAUUCACUCUUGGUCACAAGGAAGAUGGUGUGUAUAGCAUAACACAAACCCUUCACCUCAAAUGGAAAGAUAACUCAAAUAAUUGGCACAUGGGAUACUAUAGACUUUAAUAUUUAAAAUAAUAUUAAAAAUAAUGUAAUAUCUAAAAUUCUGUGUCAAUAUAGUUUUCUCUGGGUAAGAUCAAUGACUAAACAUUGUCCUCUGAAAAUCAAACUUAAUCAAACUUCAGUAAAAAUUAGGUACAAAUACAAAUGAAAUGUAUUAAAAAAAAAAAAGGUAUUAUCCUGUUAAUGCUGAGUUUGGGUUUGUUAAAGAAGAGUAGAUAAUACUUCAUUUUUACAUACUCAGAGCCAUAUAAGGCAGCAGUCUUUAGCUCACAAAUAUUAUUCAGUGGCACACACUCCCAAUUUCUGUUCUUGGCCUUUGCAGUUUACCUUAGUACCUACCUCUCUCAGUUACUGAGUUAUGAUUAGUAUUAGGUGAUUUUAAGAUUCUUGGAUAAAAGAUGUUGGAUAAGUAAAUAUUGUUGAACUCUUAUGUUGUUACCAAGCCCUUCUCAUGCUGUUUAAUUAGAACAGUGUUGAUCUCCAGAAAGAGCCAAAGAAAGUGUUUACAAAGUAUUUUGGCUGUUGUAUUGACCUAGAUUAGGACAAAUUGCUGUCUGUCAUCGCUCUUUUGUUGCUGUGUUGCUAAGCAGUAUAACUGAAGGACUACCCAAGGUCUCUAUGCCUUUCUACCUCUUCUACCUUCUUCAGUUUUCUGUUCGUGACUUUCUAACUUUGCAAGUCCAGGGACAGGUAGUUUUUUGAGAUGGUAGAGGGUUAUAAUCAAGUAAUUUGCUUCUUCUAGGGAUAAAGUAAAUGGUUUUAUAAUGAGUGUUCAGAAUAAAAGUUAAAAGUUAGGAGGCAAGCCUUAUCAGAUGGUUUUUAAAACUAAUCUUUUGGCAGUAAUUUCAAAAGUAAUUGACAUACAUUAUUUACAUGAAUCCUGAGCUGUGAGAAUUUGGAUAUAAAUAUCUAUAUCUACUUUGAGGGAUCAUUAAUAUCAGCACUGAACUCUAAGGGCUACUGAGGAAGUAAAUCCUAAUGCCCCUAAACAUACUUGGUACAUGUCAUGUCCUAACCUUAAAAAUGCUUGUGUGGGUUCAAAGCUAUAUAUCUGGACUUUGAAAUAGUUUUCUCAAACUUAGAACAUUUCUAUAUUUGGCAAGUUGUUGAUAUAAUUACUAUCAAUGGAAAACUAAUUUGAGUAAUGAUUAUUAGCUAUUAAAUGCUGAUAAUAGAAAUUAUAUCUAAAUGUUUAUUUAGUUACUUAAGUUAGUCAAGGAGCUUGAAAAAACAAAAUUUAAAUUAAUAUUUUGGUAGGUCAUUCCCAGUUAUUUUUCUUCCUAUUUAAGAACAAAAUGGUAAUGUCAGUUGCCUUUGUUGAUUUAAAGAAAAAAAAAA